This is a messenger RNA of Magnolia sinica, 1906 nucleotides long. RefSeq lists its product as uncharacterized. The record is from RefSeq and is a predicted model, not a curated record. Lineage: Eukaryota; Viridiplantae; Streptophyta; Magnoliopsida; Magnoliales; Magnoliaceae. Gene Ontology annotation, molecular function: ATP binding; UDP-N-acetylmuramoylalanine-D-glutamate ligase activity. Gene Ontology annotation, cellular component: cytoplasm. The transcript is spliced from 14 exons. Gene Ontology annotation, biological process: biosynthetic process; regulation of cell shape; cell division. The coding region runs from base 166 to 1761 and encodes 531 amino acids.
UGCAGAAUCUGCACGACAUACCAUACAACGUCAACCGUUGAUUUACCCGACUGCUCUUUUAUUUUUCUUUGAAACCCUUGUUUCUCUCCCGAGGCUCGUUGUAUACAGUGGAGAAGGAGACAAAUUCCAUUUUUCUCGUUAUACCCAACCAAGCAUUUGCGGGCGAUGCCAACCGUUGGAUCCUAUCCUUGCGUGAAGCCAGAUAGGGUUUUCUUCGCCACAAUCCCGAAUCCCAAAACCCUAAUAUCAGCUUCUCCUGCAAGAAAGAUCGUUUGCUGCGAGACAAUCCAGCUUCGCAAACACGACCUUAAAGGCCAAACAGUUGCGGUUGUAGGCCUAGGUAUUUCUGGAAGAGCUGCGGUAAGGCUUGCUCUUGCCAGAGGUGCAUCUGUUGUUGCCAUUGAUAGGAAUGAACAGUUGGUCCCAUUGGAGCAAGAUCCUCAAUUUAUGAAGCACGUCAAUUUGAGAACAGUGCUUGGACAUUGUGAUGGAAAGCUCCUCAGGGAUGCAGACAGAGUGGUGGUUUCCCCUGGAGUUCCUCUUGAGAAAUAUGGUCUUUCUGCAUUAUUGCAAGCUGGAAGACAGGUGAUGUCUGAGUUGGACUUUGCAGCAGAAGUUUUACCCAAUAGCAUCAAGAUUCUAGCAGUGACUGGAACCAAUGGAAAAUCUACUGUGACUACUUUUGCCGGACAGAUGCUUCAUCAUUUAGGCAUCAAGGCAUUCGUUGGAGGGAACCUUGGAAAUCCUCUUUCAGAGGCCACUCUUCAGUGCUUGGAAUCGUCUUUGGCAAAAGACAUAUUUCAGGUCGCUGUGGUGGAAGUUAGCAGCUACCAAAUGGAAAUUCCAAACAAGUGCUUUUGUCCAUCGGUUGCUGUGGUUUUAAACCUCACUCCCGAUCAUCUAGAGCGGCACAAGACCAUGCACAAUUAUGCCCUAAUGAAGUGCCAUCUCUUUUCUCACAUGAAGGACAGCAAGCUUGCAGUUCUUCCAGCUGGAAAUCAACAUUUAAGGGAAGCUUUUGAUGAUUACAUGGAUAAAUGUAAUGUUGCUUGGAUAGGAGACUUUCCAGGUGUCAAGAUGGAUAUGGAAGUAAAGGUGGCCAACCUACGCAUUCCCACCAUUGGAUCAAUCACAAGGCUGCAGUUGGGAGCUCUGAAGACAAUAGGCACCCACAACUAUCACAAUGCUGCAGUGGCUGCAUUUUCGGUUCUUGGAUUGGAUGUCGGAAUUGAUACUGAUUCCAUUAAUGCGACAAUAGAAGUAUUGAGGACUCCGCCUCAUCGGAUGGAAAUCGUACACACAGAUGCCCAUGGGGUAAUGUGGGUGGAUGACAGCAAGGCAACUAAUGUGGAGGCAGCAUUUGCUGGACUGAUGGGUCAUAAAGGAAAAAAGUCUGUGGUUCUUCUUGGUGGUGUUGCAAAGGAUCUGAACAUGCAAGAUUCCAGUGGUUUUGAAAAGCUGGUAGAACCAUUGAAGUACCAUAGAUGUGUUGUUACUUUUGGAUCUUCAGGAAAAAUGAUUCAGAAGACAUUGUGUGAUUGUGGUCUUAGCAUUCCUUGUGUUAGAGCUACUAAUCUGGAGGAUGCUGUGAACAUCGCAAGGAGUAUGGCCAGAUAUGGGGAUGCAAUCUUAUUGAGUCCUGGGUGUGCAAGCUUUGACGAAUUCAGAAAUUUUGAGCAUAGAGGCAAGGUCUUCCAGGAACUAGCACUUUCAGCUAAAGCUUCAGCAGCUUCAACUAACAUGGAAAUCUUUUCAAGGUAAAGGGGAAGGGAAGUCCUGUCAAAUUAUUGAGGGAGGGAUGGAGGGAAUUAUCCACCAUUGGUGUAAUUAAUUUCUAACUUAGUUAUGAGUAAUGGUUGGGAAUGUGGAAAAACCGAAAACGAAAAUGCUUUCCAUUGAGAACUUU